Messenger RNA from Colletotrichum phormii, 759 nucleotides. RefSeq lists its product as uncharacterized. Lineage: Eukaryota; Fungi; Ascomycota; Sordariomycetes; Glomerellales; Glomerellaceae. Bases 165 to 614 code for a protein of 149 amino acids. The record is from RefSeq and is a predicted model, not a curated record. The transcript has a single exon.
GGAAGUGACUGUUUACUUGCGAGACCCAUGCCUGUGAGAGCGGAAGAGCAUCAAAUAUGACGCUUUGAGUUCUCACCACUCCCACUGUCAUCGCGGAUCAUUGCGCUGAUGAUGUGAGAUGUACGCAUGCGCAUGGAAGACGCAAGAAGCGGGAAAGAUCGAAGAUGACGGUCGGACAAUCGUUGGCCAGAUUUACGAGUUGCCAGACUAGGAAAGACUGCGAAACUUUGGACGAAUCUCGAGGUUCAACACAAGUUCGGGUCGAUGAACGACAAGCUGCAAUGUUACGCUUGAAUCCAGUCCCGGGACCGCUGCAUUCCUACCCACGCCCCAAACUCGUCAUCAGCGUGGACUCUUGGAAGCUAAGGGAACACCUGUCACUCUCAGAAGGAGACAUCGCCAACUUACCGAUUGUGGCGAGCGAUGUGAAUCUCGGCCUCGCCGCUGGCUCCCCACGCCUGACUUCUGGCUGUCGACGAUUGAAGUCUAGCUUUCAUCAUCAUACGGAGUAUUGCUCAACGAAUGCCAAGUCCGAGUCCAACGGAGUCACAUUGACCAAGGUUGCAAUAACCACUCCGUACCCGACCCGGACUUGGCUGUGUCCGUACGGAUAACCCGAAUCACCACGAAUACACAGCAGAAGCUCACCCCCCAAAGCAGCAAUGACGCGAGUGCAGUUUGCAUUCUGACCCCCUGAAGUACGUGAAGAAACGACUGCCACGUUGGUGGCUGCCCAUCAAAAUGGAGACCAGACGACAC